AUGGUAAAGAAUGGUCUGUCAAAUUUGGGAGUUGUUUUCUUGUUUCUAGUGGUUGUUUUGGUUCCAUGCUCUAUUGACUAUGUUCUGCCUUCUCCCAAAGAGUUAAUCCCAACGAACGGUUGGAGAAGAAAGUUGAUACCAGUACGGUCAUCAGUCAGUCGACGAGCUGCUAUAAAAGGUGCUCCUCCAUCGCCACCACCGUCGGCGAUUUCUAUGAAACUUUCAGCAGCCAAAUCCAACAAUUUGCCCUGUUUUAACCAGUCAUCAAACCAGCAAAAGUACGUUCAUCCCAUUUCUUAUCUCAAAUCGAAUGAAAGGAUAAGCAGCCUCACGAAGCUGGAGAAGCUUCCUCCACAUCCAAGAAUCAUUGGAGGUUGCGUUGGGCGACUCAAGCCAAACGGCUCCGUUCUCAGCUACCGAAAAUCACGUCUUCUCGCCUCCUUCUCUUCUUCGUCGAUCGCUUUGACGAACUCGAUUCCGCCCAGCCGUUACAGGCUACCAAAUACGAUUAGUAACCUCCGCUCCGACGCUCGCCAUGGUUCACGGGUAGCCGUAUCAGCAUCUUCCCUCCUCCAUCAGUUUCUAGGAUUUAAGUGUUUUAGUAAAUCACAGCCUAAAGGACUUUAUGAAGCUAAUGAGUUAACAACGCCAGCAAAGUGCUUCAUGUUCGAUUUAGAGUUUACAGAAAUAGCUCGAGAUGAUGAUGAGCUUUCGAUUUUUCGUAAAUUGGAAAGGUUUUCAUUACUCUCCAGAUGUUGUUACGGGAAGGAGUUAAAUCUUGGUACUUGGGAACAGCUGUUAAGAGAAAGGGAUCUCCUCAUCAUCAAGUUGCAGCACAGGACCGAGAAAAGUUUAAAGCAGCUUCAGCACCUGAACUGCUGCAAGGCAAAUGGUGACGACAAGGACAACACUGAACACUGUAGUGCAGGAGAAGUGGAAUCUGAGCUUGAAGACGAGAGGGUCGUAAAAAGGAAAGUCAACAUUGACUUGGUUGCAACACCCUGCAAGAGAGAGAGACUUUCAAGGGGAAGCAAGGAGGGAUUGAAAGAUCCACCAAAUCAAGAACAGAGAAACCUGAUAUCACUGCAGCAAAUGGAGUGCUUGAGAGCUACUCACCGACAAGUUAGAGUUGUGCAGCUCUUUGUUGAGAAGUUUGACCUAGCACUCGCCCAAACCCCAGCCCCCCCUACUCCGACUGCCACUUCUGACUUCUCUGCCACCAGCCGCCACUCUUCCGUUGCAACUCGACCACCAACCGCAACUCCUUUGGUGGCUACCCUAUCACCCGCCGCUAACCCAGCCUCCGCCACUACUCCGGCUGAUGUUCCCGACACUUAG
Messenger RNA from Microthlaspi erraticum, 1338 nucleotides. NCBI's taxonomy places the organism in Eukaryota, Viridiplantae, Streptophyta, Magnoliopsida, Brassicales, Brassicaceae. The record is from the annotation of a GenBank genome assembly.